UCGAUUCCGCAGCUCUCAGUCGCACAGAGAGAGAGAGAGAGAGAGAGAGAGAGGUUGAUUCCUUCCUUCCUCGGAGCGAUCGCCGGAUGCGCGAGGGCGGAAUCGGCGGGCGUUGAAGCGGGUCACGGGUUUCGGGUCACGGGUCGUGGGUCGCCUUCUGCUGGUGGUGGUGGUGGUUGUGGUGGUGGGUUAUGGACAGGGCGCUGAGCAAGCUGCGGAGCUUGGACGCCUACCCCAAGAUCAAUGAGGACUUCUACAGCCGCACGCUCUCCGGGGGCGUCAUCACCCUCGUCUCCUCCCUCCUCAUGCUCCUCCUCUUCUUCUCCGAGUUCCGAUUGUAUCUCCAUACUGUUACCGAGACAAAGCUACUCGUUGAUACUUCAAGAGGAGAAAAGUUGAAAAUAAAUUUUGAUAUUACAUUCCCUGCCAUUCCGUGUUCAUUACUCAGUGUUGAUGCAAUGGAUAUCAGUGGAGAGCAACACCUUGAUAUAAGACAUGACAUAGUCAAGAAAAGAAUUGAUUCUCUUCACAAUGUUAUCGAGGCCAGGCCUGAUGUGAUCGGUGCGCCAAAGAUUGAGAAGCCUUUACAGAGCCAUGGCGGUAGGCUUGAGCAUGAUGAAACGUACUGUGGGACCUGUUAUGGUGCUGAAGCGUCAGAUGAUGAUUGUUGCAAUACAUGCGAAGAGGUUCGUGAGGCAUACAGAAAAAAAGGUUGGGGAAUGACAAAUUUUGAUCUAAUUGACCAGUGUAAGCGAGAAGGCUUUGUCCAAAAAAUAAAAGAUGAAGCAGGUGAAGGAUGUAAUAUCCACGGAUCUCUAGAGGUUAAUAAAGUGGCUGGAAAUUUUCAUUUUGCAGCUGGGAAGAGUUUUCACUUAUCAAAUUUCCAAUGGCAAGAUUUGAUUGCUUUCCAAGCAGAGAGCUACAAUAUCAGUCACAAGAUCAACAGUUUAAGUUUUGGUGAUUACUUUCCCGGUGUGGUGAAUCCUUUAAAUGGGGUACAAUGGGCACACGAAACACAGAAUGGCAUGUACCAGUACUUCAUCAAGGUUGUCCCCACUAUAUAUAAAGAUAUCAGAGGUCGAACAGUAAACUCAAAUCAGUAUUCUGUGACCGAGCAUUUUAGGAAUAAUGAGAUGGGGCGUCCUCAGUUACUUCCUGGCGUAUUUUUCUUCUAUGAUUUUUCUCCAAUAAAGGUUACGUUUAAAGAGGAGCACAUUCCAUUUUUGCACUUCAUAACCCACAUUUGUGCCAUCGUUGGAGGAGUAUUCACAGUUGCUGGAAUAGUGGAUUCAUUCAUAUACCAUGGACAAAAAGCCAUGAAGAAGAGGGAAAUUGGGAAAUUCAGUUGACCUUUGCUGCUUGCACCCGUUGACCCUGCGAUUUGGUUAGGCCUCGGUGGAGAAAACGCAAAACUGUUCUAUAUUAGGGCGGAGGGUUGUUAAGAGUCCUAAAAUUGGUGUGAUGAAUAGGUUUUGGUAGUAGUUUAUGAGAUUUGAGUGUCUAUUUUUGCUUUCAGCGACCUCUCAUCUCCAGUUAAAGCCAUCUGCAGGUCACCUGCAGCGUGGCUUUUCUGAGGAUUUAAUCAUUAAAGGCAAAUUCUUUCUUCCAUGUGCCUGA
Messenger RNA from Eucalyptus grandis, 1617 nucleotides. RefSeq names its product endoplasmic reticulum-Golgi intermediate compartment protein 3. Gene Ontology annotation, cellular component: endoplasmic reticulum; COPII-coated ER to Golgi transport vesicle. The transcript is spliced from 13 exons. Bases 192 to 1349 code for a protein of 385 amino acids. The record is from RefSeq and is a predicted model, not a curated record. NCBI's taxonomy places the organism in Eukaryota, Viridiplantae, Streptophyta, Magnoliopsida, Myrtales, Myrtaceae.